AUGAACUCUGUACGGGCUCUCCCAAUGUUCCGUUCGUCUUCCCAGUCAACAGACCCAGACUCAGAAGUAGUUGUCGGCUGCUACAGGCGAACCGAUGAGCCAUGCAUGCUCACAUUCAGAGUCGGGGAUCCCGUAUGGGCCCGCAUUGACGGAGUAUGGUCACUUGGUGUGGUUAUAAGUGAUUGCUAUUUACAACAAGGCAAAUGUGGAGGCCGCCCCAUCCCUACUCACACUGUACUAACACGUGUUGGCUCGCUAUCCGCACCACUCACGCCAAUUCCAUUAUCAACGCUCUUCGGGACUCUAAAACCGGUUGACACGUAUAUGGCUUCUUUGCUUCAUGCUGAGGGCAAGUUCCCGUCUUAUGGCAAUGAUCGUGCAAUAGUACUGGACCUCCAAAUGACGGCACGGCAAUGGAUGGAGCAAUGGCGUCGAGAAGCGAAGGCUCGAAGAGGCGGCAGGUAA
Fomitiporia mediterranea MF3/22 is the source of this 465-nucleotide messenger RNA. RefSeq lists its product as uncharacterized. Lineage: Eukaryota; Fungi; Basidiomycota; Agaricomycetes; Hymenochaetales; Hymenochaetaceae. The transcript has 3 exons. The record is from RefSeq and is a predicted model, not a curated record. The coding region runs from base 1 to 465 and encodes 154 amino acids.